AUGUUCGCACCUACGUUCCGCAGCCUCUUUACGAGGUUGCCUUCGACAUCUUUCUCCAGCAGCUUCCUCUCCGGCGCGCCCUCGAGAUAUCCAGCUGCCGCAGCGACAGCGGCUUUCUUCCCCACAUCUUCUUCCGUUUCCCCUCGGCAGAUCCAUACCACGGCUUCGCAAAAUGCGAAGGGCGGCACCGGAAAGGGUUCUUCGGGUAGUAAAGGCGCGGCGAAAGGCGGGAAAGGCGGAAAGGGAGGUGGGAGGAAGAAGCGGAAGGCCGGGAAGGGCGAGGGCCCCGACCCGAGAAUCGUCAACCUCAAGAUGUCGAUGCCCCGUGCCGUCCCCGCCCCGCUGAGAUUCGCGCGAAACCGUGCGCUGCGUCACUGGACUAUUCACCGCGCCUGGUUGCUGUACCAGCGCAAGGAGCGGGACAGGAGAGCACAUGAGCUAGAGCGGAUGUACCAAUCGAUGCACAAUGCCUGCGAGGAAUUGCGCAAGACGAGUGGACCCGGUAAGCGGGCCGAGGGAUACUUGUACCGCGUGGCGAUGGAGAAGAAGGGCCUUUACGGACACAACAGCAUCCCGAUCGAGUACGCGAGAGCGCAGACGGAAACCCCGGCUCGCGAGCCUUGGAAUCACGGCUGGACCCGGUGA
Daldinia caldariorum is the source of this 645-nucleotide messenger RNA. RefSeq lists its product as uncharacterized. The transcript has 2 exons. The coding region runs from base 1 to 645 and encodes 214 amino acids. Lineage: Eukaryota; Fungi; Ascomycota; Sordariomycetes; Xylariales; Hypoxylaceae. Gene Ontology annotation, biological process: mitochondrial translation. The record is from RefSeq and is a predicted model, not a curated record. Gene Ontology annotation, molecular function: structural constituent of ribosome.